AUGAGUGUAUCUCAGGCUCUUAAAAGUUAUGGACUGACUGAACCAUGGAGAUUGAACUCUCCUCUCACCCUGCUGGUCACACUGUUGAGGGACACUUACCCUGCUGCUACCUGGGCUGUACUUCUUUUGUGGACCAUCAGUCUCCAGGGCUAUCAGUCUGAGUCUCUUCUGGUUCAUUCCAGGCUGGACAGCUAUUCCUGCCCUUUGGGACAGUUCCCCUGUGGCAACCUGUCUGUCUGUUUACCCCAGCUCCUGCACUGCAACGGAGAGAAGGACUGCGACAACGGAGCCGACGAAGAGAACUGCGUGGAUAAUAGCGGGUGGCUGCAGAUCUUGGAUGACAUGCAGCAGACCAAGGGCAGCAGAGCCACUGAGGAAGAGGAGACCCCAGUCUGUGUGCUCGACCAGUUCCCAAAGGAAUGCCAGUGCUCGGGAAGGGCGAUAGACUGCACCAGCCAGAACUUGCACACCGUCCCCUGGGUCUCCUCCAACGUGACGAAGCUGGAUCUGAAGACUAAUAAAAUCCACUCACUGUGGGACAACCAGUUUAUCAUGUACAGAAGUCUGGAGAAGCUCCUCUUACAGUACAACGAAAUCCAGUCAAUAAUGCCCCAUGCUUUUGCUGGACUUUUCAAGCUUAAAAUGCUGUUCCUGAGUCACAAUAACAUCACUGAGCUGAAGCCAAGAGUCUUCCAGGAUCUGCAUAAUCUUGAAUGGCUAAUGCUGGAUAACAACAGAAUUGCCAAGAUCCUCCCAGCGACUUUUGUGGGGUUGAAAUCUCUGUACUUUCUGUACAUGCUGAACAACUCCCUGAGUAGCAUGCCCAACACUUCCGUAUGUGCAGAGAUGCCGAAGCUCAGCUGGCUGGAGCUGGAAGGAAACCAGAUCCAUGCUCUGAGGAGCUCAGUGUUCCAGGAAUGCAGCACCUUCACUGUGCUGAUUCUGCGCAGAAACAAGAUCAAAUGGAUCCAGGAAGGGGCGUUUUCCAAACUGAACAGAUUGGUGGAGCUUGACCUGUCGAACAAUAGACUGGAGGAACUUCCACCAUCUUUAUUCAGUAACCUGCAUGACCUCCAGCAGCUGAAUAUUUCCUACAACCCCCUGAAGCAGAUCUUUGCCGACCAAUUUGACAGCCUGCCCCACCUGCGCUCUCUGAGUAUUGAAGGUCUGGAGAUCCCCAACAUCCAGACUCGCAUGUUCCAGAAACUCACCAAACUGUCUCACAUCUACUUUAAGAAGUUCCAGUAUUGCAGCUACUCUCCGCACGUGCGCAGCUGCAAGCCCAACACCGACGGCAUCUCCUCCUUCGAGAACCUCCUGGCCAACAUCAUCCUCAGGGUCUUUGUCUGGGUCAUCGCAUGCGUCACCUGCUUUGGGAACCUCUUUGUCAUCUGCAUGAGGUCCUUCAUCAUCACAGAGAACAGCCAGCACACCAUGGCCAUCAAAUCGCUCUGCUGUGCAGACGGUCUGAUGGGAAUCUAUCUCUUCUUCAUUGGAGCCUUUGAUCUCAAGUUCUCCGGCGAGUACAACAAGCACGCCCAGGUGUGGAUGGCGAGCAUCCAGUGCCAGCUGGUGGGCAGCCUGGCCAUGCUGUCCUCGGAGGUGUCCGUCUUGCUGCUGACGUACAUGACCCUGGAGAAGUACCUCUGCAUCGUCUUCCCAUUCAGCCAUUAUGGGGCGGGCAAGAAGCGGACCCUCUCCAUGCUGGUCAUCAUCUGGCUGUUGGGCUUUUCUCUCACCCUCGUCCCCUUCUGGUGCAAGGAGUCCUUUGGGGACUACUAUGGGAGGAACGGGGUGUGUUUCCCACUCCAGUCCGACGAGACCGAGCGACCAGGAGCCAGGGGCUACUCCACCGGGAUAUUUCUGGGUCUGAACCUCAUUGCCUUUGUCACCAUCGUGUUCGCCUACACCAGCAUGUUCUACUCCAUCCACACCACGGCCACCAAGACGGCCGAGCGCAGCGUCUUCUCCAGGGAAGUGGCCAUCGCCAAGAGAUUCUUCUUCAUCGUCUUCACUGACGCCCUCUGCUGGAUCCCCAUCUUCCUCCUGAAGCUUCUCUCCUUGCUGCAGGUGGAAAUACCAGGCACCGUGACAUCAUGGGUGGUCAUUUUCAUCCUGCCCAUCAAUAGUGCCUUGAACCCCAUCCUGUACACCAUCACCACCACCCCCUUCCAGGAGAAGCUGUGCUUGCAGAAGAAGCAGCUGCAGCAGUCGUCACUUCAGGACCCAGAAGAGUCCAGAAAGAGCUUUUGCCUGCUAUCCACACGCACCAGCAGCACCUGACAGUCCCCAGCAGUUUAGCCUGGGGAGCGGUGAAAGGCCUCACUGCUUCUUGCAUGCAGCUAUGAAGGACCAUGUCUCUGUCCUCCCCAGGUGCCUCCCCUGCCUGGUUCACUGUCCACCCCCAUGAUUGCCCCCAAAAUGGCUGACGAUGCCAAAGGGGAGCUGCCACCUCUUUCCAAGUGCUAGUCAUUAUCUCAGCCAGCUCUUGGCCAUGGAGGGAGUACCCCUCCCCGCUGCAGCAACAGUGCCUGGUGGUGUAUGUGAGGCUACAGAAGAAAUGGUCACAGAUAGUCGCUGGGGCCUGAACUCUGCCCCACGGUUGAAAGCACUGGAACGCUGCCUGCCCCAUGCAUUCUCAUUGCUGUGUGUCAGCGCUUUGGGGCUGUGGGUUUAGCUGAUGCUGGUUCAGCACAAGGAUUAACCAGCUACUGUGGAAUGGAUGUUGUAUUUCAUCCUAACCCCGUCUCUGUUGCAUGGUCCCUGUAGCUCCCUGCCUCUUCGCCCUGGAGACAAGCUGCAGGGGCAGCUGCUGCAGCAGUCUUUGGAACAGAGAGGUGUUUUCUGCAGUGCCGGAAGCAAGUCUGGGUCCAGGGGAAGGAAGGUGGGAGGAGAAGCCUUCAGUGCUUUGAUUUAGGGGCCAGAGGCAGCUAACACAGACGCCAGCGCAAUCCUGGCGAGAAUUGUAGGCCACCUCAGCUUGUGGGCAGCUGGUUCUGCCAUGUGGAGUGAUGAAGUAUUCAGGCCGCCCUCAGCCCUUGGGGAAGCCUUGGCUGUGGGACCCAGGCAGCAGCUGCUAUUGUGAGUGAAAUGCUGCAGAAGGAAAGGGAGGCGGUGCUGUCCCCUGACACUUCCUACACCACCUUGACCGUUAGGGCCGUGUUCAGGGUAGGUGUCCCCAUUCAGGGCCUGCUCCCCCAGCCACCAUCUUCAGCAAGGACUCAUAGCCGUGCCCUGUUCUCCAGCCAUAUCUGAGCUCACGCCUUUAGAAAAUGAAUCCUCGCAACUGAGGCACCAAUUCCCCUGGGCUAAUGCAGCCUGUGCCCAAACCCAUUCCUAGGAGACUGCUGCAGCAGUAAAAUAGCAACACCGGGGUAGGAGUUGGUAAUGGUUGGUGUGCCUUCCCUAGCCUCUGCUCCUCUCUCAUUUACUCCUGAAUUGCCCUUCUCCAGGGGGUGGCUGGGCUCUGCCUUGGCAAUAGCAGUUCUGUCUCCCUGCCAUACGCUGCGUGGGCUGGCUAGCCCCACCCCAAUCCCAGGUGAGAGUAACCUGGCAGCGCAUACCACCCCGAGCCCCGGUGGUGGCCGGGAGCCAGAGGAGUUUGUUUCAGCUCCACCCAGGGCUGGAGCUACUGACGUUCCCUGUUUGGUUCUGGAACGAUCCCAGCGCUGGAGCGGCAGGCUCUUGGCCCGGGGGCACUUCUCACUCUGCGGUGGGGUGGAGAGAGGGAACAGAGCAAGGGAUUGAAAGUACCAGCUCUCAGCCCACUGGACCACAGCAUGCUGCACAUUGGGACUAGUGCCUGGAGUCCCAAGGGAGCCACCCCCAUGUUUUGGGGUCGGUGAGCAGGAGACAGGCUGUGCCUCUACUCUCAGGGAACCCAGACAACACCUGCCCUAAUUAUGCCUGUUGGAUGCCACAGCUUGUUUAGGAGGGGCUAGCAUCAGUUGUAGCCAAGGCACUCGCAGCUGCAGGGUAGGAGCCUUGGGUAGGUGACCAGGUAGAUACCAAGUGUCUGUAGCAGGGAGGAGGAAAGAAAAGGGGGUCGGGGAGAGUGCAUCAGACACGCUGUUUAAUGACACUGGGAUUAUUCUGGAGGGCUGUGUUCGUACACAUCUUGUGCUAAGCAAUGGGGUCAGCUGGUAACACUGCAGGGCUCCAGGUAGGCUAAAAACCCAGAUGGUACCACUCUGUGAGCUUGACGAGAUGCUGCAUUAGCUGCCAAGAACAGUGGGGCUUUGAGAGAGUGAGAGUAACACGUGGAGGCCUUAAAUUGACCGGCAGACCCACCCCUUGAGGCAUGGAUAUGACCAUUUAAUGCACUGCUUGCCACUCUCCCCCAACUCCUUUCAGCCCCUCUGUGAGGCCAGCACUUCAGACAACACCAGCCUCCAGCGUACUGGCAGCCUGGGCACAGAAGGAAUGUCCAUUGCUUAGCAAACACACUGCCCACCCUAUCUCAAUUGGUGCUGGUCAGAGCCUGAUGCUGAGCCAGGCAGGGACUCCGGAGGAAGGACAGCCCAGCCCCUGCCAGCAGCUCAGAGGAAUAGAAAGGAGGCCCUGCCAUUUAUACUCGGGGGCCAGAGGGAAAGUCAGUGGGGGAAAUCAGAUUGUUUGGGAGCAAUGGGAAGGGUCCUGUAAUGGGUGUGAAGCUAACUUGUGUGAGACCCAUGCAACUGCCCUGCAAUUGCAGGAAUAAGAAUAGCCUUUACCCAUUUCUUUUUGCCUUCCACAUGCUUUACAAAACACUAAUGAAUUACGCACUCAGCCUCAUUCCGUCAUGACAUGGGGUUUUGGUCAGGAGGCUUCGC
Molecule: messenger RNA, 4811 nt
Organism: Mauremys mutica (yellowpond turtle)
Lineage: Eukaryota; Metazoa; Chordata; Testudines; Geoemydidae
Product: relaxin receptor 1-like
Exons: 19
Coding region: 1-2283 (760 amino acids)
Biological process (GO): G protein-coupled receptor signaling pathway
Cellular component (GO): membrane
Molecular function (GO): protein binding; G protein-coupled receptor activity
Source: RefSeq, a predicted model, not a curated record